Parascedosporium putredinis is the source of this 213-nucleotide messenger RNA. Lineage: Eukaryota; Fungi; Ascomycota; Sordariomycetes; Microascales; Microascaceae. The record is from the annotation of a GenBank genome assembly.
AUGUUUGUGGAACGAUGGAUCCUACUCCUCUUCUUGCCCCUCGUCUCGGCGGCAGGACUAUUCGACUUCCUCCUUGGCUGGAAUAGUGCCAAGGCCACCGAUCCCGCGGUCUUGGACUUGCCGUACGGGUCGUUUAAGUCCGAGUAUCGAGAGACAUCGGACAUACACGUCUUCCGCAACAUUCCUUAUGCGGCGCCCCGGUCGGUGACCUGA